AAUCAGACGGAAAACAGUAGAGAAGUUAAAGUUGUUGAAAUACUAGUCGGAGAUUGGUGAAUUAUCCAUAUUUGAAAACUCAACAUUUUCAGAAAUGGAAAACGACGUUGAGCAUACAGAAGGGUCUUACAUUUCUAUGCCGUAUGUAGCACUUGGGUAUUGGGAAGUACUUUGGUAUGCGGAUGGUGUGUAUGGUUAUUCAUUUCUAAGAAGCCUUUAUGAUGUAUGUUGCAUUGGUUUAGUAUACCUUCUUUUGGGAGUUUUCAUUGGUUUAGUAUACCUUCUUUUUGAAGUUUUCAUUGGUUCCAAUAAUUUUCAAGAGCCAACAUUAAAAGAAUCUGAAACUGAUCCAUCGAUGAAAAAAGAUAACGAAAUUAAGCGACUUAGCGAAGCUUCUUACGAAAAGAUAUCUUUGCCAUUUCCCAUGAGUGACAACGACUAUGACGACAUUGACAAAACUCCUUCUACAGCAGUACUAGAUGAUAAUAACAGUGAAGUCAUCACUGGUGUUUCGCCUUCCACAUCAAAACCUGAUGCAGAUGAUAAUUUGGAUGAACACUUUUCGAUGAACACAAGCUUUUCAGAAGAAGAGGGAAAACAACGUUUGGAAGUUGAAGAAUUGUUGCGUCAACCAUGGAAAUGUUUUGAUAAAUCAAUAAUGCAUCAGGAAAAGUUUAAAAAGAUGGAAGAAUAUGGACGCAAACAUCCAGAAAAAGUUACAUUGCUCAGUGAAUUGCGUGUAAUCUUCAAGGAGGAGUUUUCGCUUGGCAAGGGAAGUGAUGGAACCCGUGUUUACCUCGCCCUGGGAAAUAAUGGUUAUGGAAAAGCAGUAAAGCGAAUACUCAAAGAUAGCGGCAUAGACUUUGCAAAUCGAGAAAAAGAAAUUUUGAAUGAGUUGAAUGCAAAGCGUUCAAAUCAUGUUGUGAAUUUUUGGGAUUUAAAAGAGAGCCUUGACGAAGAGUAUUUGUACAUGAUAUUAGAUUUGUGUGAAGAAUCGUUAGAGAGUUAUGUGAAAUCAUCUUCUUUGCAAGAUCUUCAAAAAGUCGUUCCUACAAUUCUCAAGCAGAUUUUAAAUGGUCUAGUUCACCUUCACAGCGGUGAGCAUCCUAUUCUUCAUCGGGACUUAAGACCCUCGAACGUUCUUCGAGAUGUACAAGGAAAUUUUUUAAUCGCUGACUUUGGUAUAAGUCAUAUGUUAUCUGAUGAAACUUCGACACAUCGGAGCAUACAAAGAGGAGCUAAAAAUUGGAUAGCUCCAGAGUCAUAUGACGCAUCAGAUGAAUCAAUUGAUAAAGUUCGUUACAAAAAACAGUCUGACAUUAUGAAUGCAGGAAUGGUGGCUUAUUAUGUUGCAACAAAGGGGAAACAUUCUUUUGGAAUUGAACAAUAUAGACUAGACAACAUUUUGAAAGGAAACCCAGUUGGAUUGGACGAAAUCAAGGAUGCCACGUUCAAAGACCUUUUAUCGUGGAUGCUACAGCUAAAACCAGAAGACAGACCAUUAGCCAACGAAGCAUUGAAACAUCCUUUUCUUAUGUCGGAUGACGAAAAAUUUGAAAUGUUAUGUAAAGUUGGGAACCAACGACCGAUUAAAAUAAAUGAUGUCAAUUCAAGUGUCGUUCAACAAUUAAAUAGUGAACCCUCCGAUUGGAAAAGUCGAAUACAUCAUGAGGCCUAUAAUUAUUUUUGUACUGAUAAGGUGAGUGGAAAGAUUGUUAUGUAUGGGCCUUCAUGGACAGAUUGCUUAAGAUUUAUUCGAAAUGUUGGCCUGCAUUGGUACGAUAAACCACGGCCAACACCACAACCUGAACCACUUGAAAAGAUUGGCGAUCCAAAGGAGUACUUUCUUGAAACAUUUCCAAAUCUUCCUGUUUUGGUGCAUGCGGCUGUCAGAUCAAAUAAUGAAUGGAAAAACAAACCAGAACUCAAAACCUUUUUCAAUUGAAAUAACACCAAUCAAUAUAUAAACAUUUUACAUACCGCAAUUUAUGUUUGAGGAAUGUUUUUAUAGAUGUAAAAUAAAAACACUCUACAUCAUUAAGUAAUGCAUUAUGUAACAUCAUUUGUAAUAAACUCUCUGCAGCUUUUGGCAUGGUUAUAA
Molecule: messenger RNA, 2101 nt
Organism: Xenia sp. Carnegie-2017
Lineage: Eukaryota; Metazoa; Cnidaria; Anthozoa; Malacalcyonacea; Xeniidae
Product: serine/threonine-protein kinase/endoribonuclease IRE1-like
Exons: 16
Coding region: 95-1945 (616 amino acids)
Biological process (GO): intrinsic apoptotic signaling pathway in response to endoplasmic reticulum stress; mRNA processing; IRE1-mediated unfolded protein response
Cellular component (GO): IRE1-TRAF2-ASK1 complex
Molecular function (GO): protein serine/threonine kinase activity; protein tyrosine kinase activity; RNA endonuclease activity
Source: RefSeq, a predicted model, not a curated record